Molecule: messenger RNA, 1142 nt
Organism: Bipolaris maydis ATCC 48331
Lineage: Eukaryota; Fungi; Ascomycota; Dothideomycetes; Pleosporales; Pleosporaceae
Product: S-adenosyl-L-methionine-dependent methyltransferase
Biological process (GO): methylation
Cellular component (GO): mitochondrion
Molecular function (GO): nucleic acid binding; methyltransferase activity
Source: RefSeq, a predicted model, not a curated record
AUGCCGGAAUCGACCGCUUUUCAGGCACUAACCCAACACUUGGCGAGAUCAAACUAUGUGUUUGUAUGCCCCUCACCAGAAACUCAAGGUAGAGUAGUGCAAAAAAGACGCUCAAAUGUCUCGACAGAAGAUGCACAAACUGCAUCGGAUUUCUUUGGAUGGAAUCUGUCAUGCACAAGAGGAACCCUGAAAUCCAUAAUACCUGAUGUAAUUUUCGAGCAACUAUGCAAAGCCUCGGUUAUUGUCGAAGACAGUAGAAAAACCUACCGCUCCACCAUCCGCGUGUCGAACUUCUACCUGCCAGACCCUCUAAGCCGCGACUCGGACACCACCCCACUCUACUACAUCCACUCUUCUUUCCCUGCCUCUUCAGACUCCGUAUUCUUCGGCCCGGACACGUAUCUUUUUAUCUCGUUCCUGCAAACCAUACCGCGGCAUUUUCUACAAGCGCCAAGUUCGGUCGUCGAUGUGUGCUGCGGAUCUGGCGCAGGGGCGAUCCACAUGGCACAAACGUACCCGCAGGCCAAAGUGCUAGGUCUGGAUCUGAAUCCCCAAGCAUUGAGCUUGGGUGGUGUCAACGCGCAAUUGGCAGGAGUCGAAGUCGCUUUUUCUGAGUCAAACCUGUAUGCUUCUUUGCCUGAGGAGAUGAAAGGAAGAGGCGUUGAUCUCAUCGUGAGUAAUCCGCCGUAUAUUGCUUCCAGCGUCGAUGGCAAGGAUUUGCCCAUUUAUGCAGACGGCGGUGCAGGGUUCGGUCUAGAUAUCUCGAUUCGUAUUGUAGAAGAAGGUAUCAAACUUUUGAGUUCGAACGGAGUCAUUGUCGUAUACACGGGUGUCGCGAUACCGACAGCCGAUCCUGGACACGAUGCUUUCCUGGAAAAGCUAAAGCAAGUAGAAGACGGGGAGCUUGCCGAGUACACAAUCUUGCAUCCGGAUAUGUGGCCCGAGGAGAUUGGAAAGGGCGCGUAUGCAGAUGUAUGCAGGAUACAGAUUGUGGGUGCUGUGCUGCGGAGGAAUGUGAAGAGUAUAGAGGAAACUAAAGCUGCGACUCGCAAGCAAUGGGCAGUAUAAUACAUCAGUAGUACGGUGGAAAAAAAAGCCGCUGACUUUCAGUCUCUGUAUAUACAAACUAAAAUAUCCCCUUA